This is a messenger RNA of Penaeus vannamei (Pacific white shrimp), 2295 nucleotides long. The record is from RefSeq and is a predicted model, not a curated record. NCBI's taxonomy places the organism in Eukaryota, Metazoa, Arthropoda, Malacostraca, Decapoda, Penaeidae.
UCUUACUCGCGAAUUUUCCCAGCUGAGUUGAAAGAGACAUGGCGACUAUGUAGUUUAGGAAAGCAAGAAUCAUUAACUCGCGCCGGGAUUAUUUAGCUUUAAUUAAGACUCAUCCAGGCUCUAUUUUUUAAGAUACAGUCGAGCAGCGGAAGUUGAUGAGUUCACCAGAAGAGAGCCCAGAGACGAGUGGGGCCGGGGGAGGCACCAGUUGGAGAUGGUCGCACUUGAGAACCCAGGGGAUCUUAAGAAGCAGCUUGUGGUAGAGUUUGAGGGUGAGCAGGGAAUAGAUGAAGGUGGUGUCAGCAAGGAGUUCUUCCAGCUAAUUGUUGAACAGAUCUUCAAUCCAGAUUAUGCUAUGUUCUGUCGCAACAACGAAACUAGAACAUUUUGGUUCAACCCCAACUGCUUUGAAAGUGAUGCUCAAUUCACCCUGGUGGGCAUUGUCCUUGGGCUGGCUAUCUACAAUAAUGUUAUAUUAGAUGUACAUUUUCCACCAGUUAUGUACAAGAAACUCUGCAGUAAACCUGGGUCUUUUCAUGAUCUCCGGGACUGGAAUACAACACUGUAUCGUAGCCUUGUGGAACUUCUGGAAUACGAAGGUGAAGAUAUGGAAGACGUCUUCAUGCAGACUUUCAGAGUUGGUUACCAGGAUGUCUUUGGUACCAGUCUCACUCACGACCUGAAAGCGGAUGGAGGCAACAUUUUUGUUAACCAGUCAAGCAAACAUGAAUUUGUAGAACUUUACGCGGACUUCUUGUUGAACAAGAUGGUUGAGCGACAGUUUCGAGCGUUUAGGCGGGGCUUCAACAUGGUUACAGAUGACUCUCCUCUGGCAAAUCUUUUUAGACCAGAAGAAUUAGAGCUUCUGGUUUGUGGGUCACAGCAUUACGAUUUCUUGGAGUUGAUGAAAUCUGCGGAAUACGAUGGAGGCUACAGCAGUGAGACAGCAAUCGUGCAAGCCUUUUGGGAAUUGGUUCAUGACAUGAGCACUGAAGAUAAAAAGAAGUUGCUACAGUUCACUACAGGGUCAGCAAGAGUGCCAGUUGGAGGCCUGGCAAGACUAAAGCUAAUUAUUGCUCGCAAUGGACCCGACUGCGACAGGCUACCAACUGCCCACACCUGCUUCAAUGUUCUACUCCUACCUGAAUAUUCUAGUAAAGAAAAACUCAAGGAUCGCCUCUAUAAAGCCAUCAAGUACUCUCAGGGCUUUGGUAUGCUCUGAGUUAUCUGCAGAUUCAGGUAAGCUUGUGGCCUUGAGAAAAUGUAGCGAGUUAAAGUGAGACAUCGUGGGCUAUCUGCAGUGCCUGGGCUAUGGAAGACCAGCAAUUGGAGUGUUGUUGGUCUCUUUACUUGCUACUUAAAAAAAAAUGUUAUCCUAAUUGGCUUCAAUCUGUAGAUGUAAUUUUGAUAAUAGUCUUCACAAAUUUUCUUUCUGUAGGCAGAUAUUCAUUAUUCAAAGAUGUUUUCUCUUUUAAUCAUCAUCAGAAGGCUUUCCUCAUCAAAAGUCUCAAAUCUUGUGUACAGUAUUAGAUUUUUAGGGUCCCAGAAAAUUGGAUUUCUAAUUAUUCAUAUCAUAAAAGCUUCAUCAUAUUGUAAUGGAUAGACUUGAAGAAACUUUUAGAAUGCCCAGUUCUGUUUACUGGUCUUGUACUAAUUUCAGAGUUUCAGACUGUUUUCCCAAUUGAAAAAUUUAUGUAGAAAAUUUGGUCAAUAUUUUAUCAUAGUACCUGUUAAAAAAGCUAAAUUUUUAUUUAAAAGAAAUGAAUACAAAUGAGAUAUCAAUUCUUCAAGUUAAGUUAAAAAAUCACCAUAUGAAUUUUAUUUAACUUUUAAUCAUUCACAAAAUCAAACAAGCUGGAUAUUUGGGUAUACUUCAAACCAGCUCCCAUUAAAUCAGUGCAUCAAACGAUCAUAUGAUACACAUUUUUAAAAAGCCUUACUUCAUGCUGUUGCUUUUCUUUAAAAUCUGUCAAGUGCUGUCUGUGAGAAGAUUGAUGCUGUGUGACACAAGGUUAGAUACUAUAUCAGUGUAAACAAACAAAAUAGGAAAAGAAAAGAAAACACAACUUGGAAACAUUCAAAUGCAUCUCAAUAUUUUAGUAUUUUUGUAUGAUUGGUUGAAUGCAUCUAUGUUACAGCUAUCAGAUAUAUUGAAAGCGAAGCAGAGUCAAGAAAGGUAACACACACCCAGAGAGGUUGACAUCCCACGCAGCAUUUUGUUUGGCUGUCAAAGGUUUAUACAUUUUGUAUGUGAUACUUCAUUGAUAAGUGUAAAUAAAGAAAAUGAUAUUGAAA